Molecule: messenger RNA, 1803 nt
Organism: Melampsora larici-populina 98AG31
Lineage: Eukaryota; Fungi; Basidiomycota; Pucciniomycetes; Pucciniales; Melampsoraceae
Exons: 2
Coding region: 1-1803 (600 amino acids)
Source: RefSeq, a predicted model, not a curated record
AUGCUUGGUACUGUAGAAUUUACCUCAAGUAUCUGGGCAGAUGAUGAACUCAAGGCCUCUUGGGCCAGCUUGAAGACCUUGGAGGCGGCAGCAACCCAUUGCCUUCAGACGCCUUCUUUUCAAGACUAUUCAGAGAGAGCAAAAGCAGAAAUUUUCAGGAAUUCAGACAAGCAAAGGCUGGAUUUGCUGGAACUCUAUAACCAUAAACAUAAAAUUUCAAAGAGUGAUAAAAACAAAGAGUUUUUGGUUACCCCAUGGAGGAAGAUGCUGAGAAUCUUCAUGGGGGUUUAUUUUGUAGUUGUGAAGAAAGAAAACUUUGAAGAAAUAUCAACUCUUGAGAGCUUAGUAAUGAAGAAUACACCCAUCAAGCCCCUACCUUCAAGAUCGCACCAGCCAGGGAAUCUGUAUAAGGAGUUCAUAUCACACAUCAUGGCAAGAUUGGGGGAAAGAAUCGUGUUAACCAUCCUUAUAAGAUCCUUGUCUUCAGCACCUGUUCAUAAUAUACCAGAAACAUAUCAGUCAAUUUCCAGGCUUCUUACACCAGAAGCACAGUAUGGCACAGCUUUCACCAAAUAUAUGAGGUUUAUUGAUAUGGCAGAGAGAUUGGUUUUAGCAGGAAUCAAAAAUGUUGAUUUAAUAAAAAGCUUUGCUUCUAUGGGUACAAAAGAAGUUGAACGUUUUGUAAAACCACUCAAAUGGGUGAGAGGUUUUGAUGAUUUGCAUGAGAUCUUAUUUCACCGAGGUGUGCUGGGUGAUGGAUCCCCAACAUCAUAUUUCACAACUGCUUUCCAAGGUGAAGAAAUUCAUACAGUUCAACUGAUCAAGAGUGGGUUUCAAAGGAUGCAGUACUUGGCCCCAGGGAAGAUGAUGCAAAUUUUGAACAAUCUCCAAGGAAUACAGUCAGGGCAGGUUGAAUUUGAAUCCAUUCUGGGAGGUUUCAAAAUGUUAAAAUCAUGGGAUACUUUUUCAGAAGGUGUUGAUGACACAAUUGGGGAAAAGAAGAUUGCUUUGAGUAAAAUUGCACAUAUGAUUGCUUUUGCAAUUCAAAGUCUGGAAGAUGAAAAUGAGCAUGUGGUUUUUUUGCACAUGGUUGAGUGUUUCCUUGGAGAGCUGAAACCAUUGAAAGAUAUCAACAGUGAUCUCAUUUUUGAACACACAAUAAAUACCCUUAUGUUCUUCUUUCUGAUCAAAGAGGUCAGCACAAUUGUUGGAUCCUUGAUCACCCUGGAAGAUAUCAACUCAGUUUCUGGGAAUCAGCUGUUUGUGCUUCAAUCUAUCCAAUUCUUCCAGGCUAUCCUCAAAUCUACCUUGACACAAACAAAUCAAAGAAGAAGAGCAAAAUAUCUUCAGCUCAAUCAGAGUAUGCACUCAGAAAUUGGCAAGAUCUAUAGAGUUUACCUCAGCCUGACACACCACUUCAACAACUUGAGUGCAAUGGCUCACGGACAACUUCUGACUGAAUAUUGCAUCCAAAAUCUAAAGGAUGAUAUAAAAGAUAUACAAAAAUUUGAUACCAAGAAGUUGGCCUAUGCCAGUCUUUUCAGAAAUUAUGACAGAGAGGCGCAAAAGGAAAAAACAAUCUUGUAUCAAUCACAAAAAGCAAGAUACAGCUGCUUUCUGAGUUCCAUCCAAGCAUUCCCCACCAAGGAGACUAGAGCCAAAAAUCUUCCCAUUGCUUCCAUCUCAGAAGCAGGAAGUCAAGCAGAUGGAGGACAUAUUCAGAAGAAGUUCAAACUGUUUGGUUCAUUCAUCCCUAUACCUGAUACUUUUUCAGGCAUCCAAAUGGAACAAGUAGAAGGAUAA